AAAUCAUCAAAUAAUGAACCUCCAGAUUAGUGAUGGGAAAAGUUGGCAAAAAUCCGGAGUCGACUCCGAUCCGACUCCGAUAAAUUCGGAAUCGACUCCGGAAGGUAGGUCCGCGCUGCAAUAUCCGGAGUCGUUCGGAAUCGUCCGGAGUCGUACGGAGUCGCCCGGAGUCGCCCGGAGUCGGAGUCAUCCGGAGUCGUUCGGAGUCGUUCGGAGUCGUCCGGAGUCGUCCGGAGUCGCCCGGAGUCGGAGUCGUCCGGAGUCGUUCGGACUCGUUCGGAGUCGUCGGAGUCGUUCGGAGUCGUCCGGAGUCGCCCGGAGUCGCCCGGAGUCGCCCGGAGUCGGAGUCGUUCGGAGUCGUUCGGAGUCGUUCGGAGUCGUCGACUCCGGACGACUCCGGUCAACUCCGGACGACUCCGAACGACUCCGACUCCGGGCAGAUCUAGUGGUUCCAUUUUGCCGGAGUCGGAACCGAACUAACAAUAGUCGGAGUCGGAUCGGAGCCGUGGGUGCGCUCCAUACAGCACAUCUCUACUCCAGAUACACAACUAUACCCCAACAAUUGGCAACAGUUUGUACAGUAAAGUAGUACAUUUAGCAUCAUGUCCUGGGAGUAUAUUACAUACGCAAAAUACAUCAUUAGUAAAAACUUGGUUCGAUACUUGGUUCGGUACUCGCAGGGUUUAGCAAGUAAUUUUGUGGCUCUUGUUGCAGCUUGUAUGUGUCAUCCAAAUUAUGAAUAUAUAUUUUUUAUCAUUCAUUAAGGUAUCAAGGCAUUAAUUAAAAUGCGCAAUACUCCCUCUUAUGACACGCGUGUGUUUUGACACACAUAGAACGUAGUGCGAAUUGUGCAAGCGAAAGGAAAGUAAGCAAAUCGGUUUUAAUGGACCUUUCAAAUUCCAAUAAUUUACUAAAUAACAUGACGGAAGAUAUGACAUGAUACGUCGUUGCAAAGCCCUGACCCUGCCCGCUCUUUAUUUGUAACCAUAAUGCAGAAAUGGGCAAACAACGAAAAAGCAAGAUGCAAACGUUCGCAAUCAAGUACAAAUCGCAUCACAAACCAUUAUGUGCAUUUCGAUUGUCUCGGUCUCUGUAGUCUGGAUUUUUUUUUUGUGCUUCAGUUUUUCUUUCCUUCUAAUCCCUACAUCAUCGCCUCAACACUCAAAUUUGCUAACCCCUGCGCUCUCUAAUCGGUCGGCGCACACAUGCCUGAGCGCCCGAGGCAAGAGAGCGCAUGCCGUUCUCUCUUUCUCCCGGCGCAGCGCAAUCUCGCCCUGCGUACCGGUUGGCGGCUCUCGAUUUUAGCGUUCCAUCUCGUUCGCACCAGUGCGCAAAAGAAGGCAAACCUUCCAAAACCACCCACUUUUCGCACAGCGCCCGCACUCUCUCAAACACGAUGCCAUGCGCCCGCUCUCUCGCUCUCUCUCUCUCUCUCUCUCUCUUUUUCUCUUCCGCAAUUGUGCCAAAAUUCUGGAGCAGACCGGGAUGUACUCCCACCUCCAUCCCGCAGCAAAGGUAAACCUUGCAAAAGCCGAUGCCAGAGCGAGAUGGCCGCUGCGCUCAGCGUGAGCGCCGGCCACCCUAGCGCGCGUUUUGGGGUGGUCGCCACUGCGUACCCAACACACACACAAACAAACACACACACACACGCACACGAUCUAAUCUGGCUGCGCGCAACCACGCGAUGCGCGAGCGGCUUCAGCUGUCAGUCCCGAGCCGAUCGUCCGCGGGCCCGGCAGAACAGCACCGACACCGGCAUCAUGGACCAGCAAUACUGUCUGCGCUGGAACAAUCAUCAGUCUAACUUAACCACCGUGCUCACCACGCUCCUACAAGAUGAGAAACUGUGCGACGUCACGCUCGCCUGCGAGAAGGGCAUGGUCAAAGCACACCAAGCGAUCCUGUCCGCCUGCAGCCCGUACUUCGAGCAGAUAUUCGUCGAGAACAAGCAUCCCCAUCCGAUCAUCUAUCUGCGCGACGUGGAGGUGAACGAGAUGCGCGCCCUGCUCGACUUCAUGUACCAGGGCGAGGUGAACGUGGGCCAGCACAACUUGCAGAACUUUCUCAAGACGGCCGAAAGUUUGAAGGUACGGGGACUGACCGAAAGCAGUGCCGACCGGUAUUCGGCCGAUACGGACAGCAAGCUGCGCUCGGAGCGGAUCCGGGACUCGCGGGACGAGCGCGACUCGCUACCAAACGCAUCCAGCAACAACAGCAACAACAACAACAACAGUAGCAGCAACAACAACAAUAACAACAACACGAUCAGCAGUAACAACAACAACAACUCCCUGCACCAUGGGCCGCUGCGCGACAAGGAGCUGACCGAGCACGAGCAGCUCGAGCGGCUUCAGCAGCAGCAGCAGCAGCAGCAAACGCACCACCAACAGCAGCAGCAUCCGUCGUCGCACCAGCAGCAACAGUCGCAGCAGCAUCCGUCGUCGCAGCAUCAGCAACCGACGCACCAAACGCAUCAUCACCACCAUCACCAUCAGCACGGUGGUGGCGGCGGUGGCGGCGGCGGCGGCGGUGGAGACGGCGGUAGUGCCGGCCCGGUGCAGCAACCGUCCCGGAGCGCGAGCAUCGAUCUGAUGCAGUCGGCGCUGGUGGACGAGCGCGACUAUCUGGCGGCGGAGGAUCGCGAGAUCAGCACGGUAGAGAAUAAGAAGAAGCGCAAAAUGUCCACCACCUGUGAUAACUCAUCGCCCUCGACGCCGUCCCUGAUGAACGAACGGCAAGGGGGGUACGAAUCGCAGGCCUCGUCACACAGUAGCUUCAAGCAGAGCCCGAAACCGGAGGACGAGUUUAAGGUGAGCUCGCCGGCCCCGGUCCAUCCGCUGGCGGGCCAUCCGCUGAGCGGCAUCAAGCAGGAGCUGCCCGAGCUGCCGGUGCGCCAUUCGCUGUCCUCCGAGCUGAUGCAGCCUAUUCCGAUCAACAUGAACGCGGACGAUAUGAACAAUAUCCUAGCACCCGGCAACAUGGGAUCGCUCAACGAGAGCGGUGACAGUGACGCCCACCUGUCACAUCCGGAUCAUCCAGACAAUAUCGAUGGGCCGGGGGGAGGUGGAGGUGGCAGUCGGUACGAGCAUCACUUGUCACGGCACGCCAGCAGUAUCCUACCAUCCAGUCUUGUCUCGUCGCCCGACGGUACCGAUCUGCCGCACCACACGCAUUAUCAGCUGCACCAUCAGAUGUCCUACCAUAACAUGUUCACGCCGUCGCGGGAGCCGGGCACGGCCUGGCGCUGCCGCUCGUGCGGCAAGGAGGUCACCAACAGAUGGCACCACUUCCAUUCGCAUACGCCCCAGCGCUCCCUCUGCCCGUACUGUCCGGCGUCCUACAGUCGAAUCGAUACCCUGCGAUCGCACCUCCGGAUCAAGCAUGCCGAUCGGCUCAACGCGCCCAAGUUUAGCAACCCCCCGAACUGCAAGCUGCCGAUGUAAGCAGGGUUGGGGUUGGGAGCGCGCUGCUGCCUGCCUCCAGCGCGCGUGUGUGUGUGUGUCUGUGGACCAUUCCCCCUCCCGUGGCGGCGAGCAGACGCGUACCUCAUCCACCACCACACUACAGAGAUUACCCAUCUUGAGUUACCCGAUCGUCAGUGUUGUCAAAUAUGUUUUUUUUUUCUGUUUUCCUUCGUUUCUCGGUGCUUAUUUUUAUACUUUUUGUUUUGUUUUCUAAAUUGUGUUUCGCUUUGUGGCUUUGAGUGCCGUUACUACUACCGCCAGCGAGAGAAAGAGAUAGAGAGAGAGAAAGAGAAGGAGGAAACAGCCCCUGCUCCCCCGGCGGAGCGUAAAUUUUGUAGCUCAUUGCAUUACGGGGCGGAGCUAACUCCGCACUGUAACACUCAUUACGUAGCUCUUUCAAACUCCUGAGGUGAGGUCUUCAACGGAAGGUUUCUACUUAGCUUACCAAGCAGACAAAUUUGAGUGCUUUCAUCGGGUGUGUAAAUGUGAGGUACACGCAGCGAGGCAAGGGUGUGAGUGGAUGGAUAGUGGUGUUGCGGUGUGUAUCUGUGCGAGAGAGUUGCUUUGUAACGCUACCACCAACAAACAGUAGUUUCGUUUUAGGUUGUUGAUUGUUACUUGUUUUGUGCCUUUUUGUAAUUCUUUGUAUUGUUUUUCUUAUUCUUUUUUUCACUUUCAUGAUUCUUUCACUUUCAUUGAUCUCUCUUCCUUCUCUAUACUUCCCUUUUCUGCUCUAUAUCGCAACUUUUUAGUGAUCAUUUGAACAGUAUAGUCUUUUCCCCCCAUAAAUGGCGCAUAUGUACGUAUAGUUAUAUUAUUUUUUCGAUUUCAUGAACAUCACUCUCUAUUCUACCUUUGUCUAUCACUCUCCACUUCCUUCUUCUACUGUGUUUUGUAAAUUGUUGAGCGUUGUUUUACAACGCAACAAGUAACCUGUAAGCAACAAUUUAAAGCUCAAAUACUCACAGAGACGCACCAUCACUCACGUAUUACGCUCUCAUUCUUCCAUUUGUUGCAUUUAAAUUACUUUUGCACCACUUUUGCCCCGUCUUUUCGCAAAAUGUACCAAGAAAACGGUUUGAAUUUCGAGAAUUUAGAUGCUUCGUAAUCUCUAAAGCACUAUUCUACCACUGAACUGGGAGCGGGACAACCGGUCCAAGCUUGUGAAACGAAGAAACAGUGAAUUAAAGGUUCGAAUUAUUAGUGAAAACGAUUGGAAUAUGUUUCGUGCUUCCCUGUCAGUUCUUUAGUAGUGUUGGGUUUCCAGUUCCUGUGCCUUAAUUUUCUAUGACGACCUCUAAACGAUUGCGAUAACUCCCUCUCUCUUCUUGAUGGUGAAGAUUGAAUAAAUUGGGAAAUUAAAUUACACUAACGGAGCGUGGCAUUGGAUUGCAUUUUGUACAGCACUUAUCAGUAUAAGGAACGUCAGUAUUGGUCACUAUACUGUAAACCCCAGGUCAUUGGCUUAAAUUAUCUUUUCUUCCCAAGUUCGUUGAAAUAUCAAUCCUAACCUGGCAAUGCUGGUAACAGUUGGUAACCGGGUGUAGUUGAACAGUCCAUCGCUUAGCGGUGGUUCGAUGGUAAUUUGUUAUGUAUGUCCUGUACAAGUAAUUUCAUUCUAUUGGGCGAUUGAUAUCGAUUGAAGAGAAAGAGGCAAUUGUAUUGUUUUUUUUUGAAUAAAGAAGCAGAUGAUAGAUAAAGAGUGACAAGGAGAAAGAGAAGAAAAAUAUUGCCCAGAGCUAUCUUUAUCAUCCCUACUGUACCAACGCUAGUCUCCAACACCUAACAAGAAGAAUUUGGUGAUGACGCACGGUGACGUAAUCGGCUUUAUUGUGCAGAGAAUGUCAAGCAAUCGAUAUGUCAUGUGUCAACUGUGUUAGCCUUGCUUACUUUGGUUGUUAUAUUUUUGGCAAUUUGGUAAUACCAAAAAACAAAAAAACAACCUCAUUUUUUGCGGUGUGCUUCUUCCACACGUGCCAUAUCGGGAGGUAUGUUGAAUAUAUAUAUAUGUAUAAAAAAGACUCAAAUCACACCGGGGGAGAUGAAACAUUUCACCAGAAGAGUUCCUUUGACAUGCCUGGCUUCCGGAUGAUAUAGUACACGGGAAGAGAGCAGAUAGUGGGAACUCUUGGGUUCCCACAGUAAGAAAUCAAAAGAUUAAAAAAAUCAACAGUGUUGCAUACAAAUUUCUCAUUCACACAACCGGGCGUUGUGCGCGUGUACUAUGUCUUAAGGCGUUAGCAGCUUUGUUUUUUGUUAGUACAUUUAAGUAGACCCAUUAUGUUUUCUUUCAACGUCUUUUCUACCUUGUCCUCUAUCUCUGUCUCUUUCUCUGUCUCUAUCUCAAAACGUUACGUUCAAACACACACACACAUAAUUGCGCACGGAUAUGGUGUUAAACUAGCGUGUAAGGAUUUUUAAGCGAAGAAUCUCAUUCAGCAGUGGUAUGUACAUGUAUGUAUGUGUGUUGAUGGGUGACGUAUGUUUUUUGUUUGUUUAUCACCCAUUUUCAGUAUUUGCUCAAUGGUGUUCUAAUGUCAGCAUUAGAUGGCAAUGAUAAUGAUUUACAAUGUUGCGUGUAUAGAUGUUUUUUAUCCAAGGAUUCGCUACGAAAACGUGUCAUUGUUUGCUGUUGGUUGAAGUUUUUAACUCGAGACUGUACACUUAAAUUAGUCCUUGGAUGUUGUCGUCAGCUUCUUGACGUCAGCUCUAUCGCGUUACGCAUUUACGGGCUUGUUCCCCAUUUAGCUUAUUUUGAAUAAUUGGCUGUCUACUGCUUUGCUCGAGCAAAUCAUAAAUAAGCGACAUUGGUUUGAUCAAUUUAGGCAAUAAGUCCUAAAAGGUGGAUUUUACCUUAUUUGUUAUCAAAUUUUAUAAACAAUCAGUUGGUGUAGGUGUUUGUAUUGAAUCAAACCAUGAAUAUGUUUAGGUUCAAUUUGUUUCUUCUGCUUCUUAUUAUUGGCAUAAUGACCUACGCGGUCAUUUCUAUACAGACUUUUGACACUUAUUAUUGAGUACCACGCAGCCGGAUAAGUCACUUCUCCUGAGGGACAAGGUCCAAAUGAGGCUUGAAACCACGACCCCACGACGGGCAUGUUGAUAAGUCUUGCGUUUUGACGACUGUACCACGGGACCCCUCCCCCCUCCUUCCCCAUACAUACAUGCAUACAUACAUUCAUACAUAAAUACAUAUCCAAACGGUAUAUAAAAAGGAAAGUUUUAGCGCUUGUUUGCUUGGAAUUGUCCUAAGUACUACAUGCACGUCGACAGUUUGGUUUGAAAAUCGACCCUUUCGACAGUUUGCUUUUCUGUUUUCUUUUUCUUGAACUUGACAUCGUUUGCGGCGGUGUUUUUUUUUGUUGCUAUAAUUAAGGCAAUGGCAGGUAAUUGAAUUGAGCCAUUCGAAAAUUCUUCUAGAACACAACACUGUGUCAUUUACUCACGAACCUAAUCAUUUCGAUACGACGUGCAAAUAUAAACGGACCCGUCUGUUAUCAUCAGGGUAAAAUUCCACGCAAAUAGUACGCGAUAACUUAUGGUGUCCCGAAAAAUAAUAAAUUAUCAGAGACCUCCGAGAGAGUUCUAUAAGGCCUGGAUCCCAUUCAUCCUUCCUCUAAUCCUUCAACCAUUUUGUAGCUAUGUAGGAUCUGGCUCAAUCGUGUACAUUUGUGUGAAUCUUUAAAGAAGUGGAAACAGUUUAAAUGAAGUAAAAGCAAGCUGGACAACUCAAUUCGUUGAUGCCAACUGUAUGAAAUUUCAAAUUUGAAUAGAGCUGAAAACAAAUAUAAAGAAUGAAACAAAUAAACCAACUAUGUUAGAGAAGAAAAUAGAGAGGGAGGAGAUAGUGAAAUAGAAACAAAAUGAAAGAGAGGUAAAGAGAAGUAAGGGAAUAAAUAGAGAAAACAUGAAAAGAAAGAAUAGUAAUAGAGAGAAAGGGAGAAAAUAGUAAAGAAAACCUCGCGCAACGAAUGUUAAAAGGGAACAAAAGAUAAACAAAAAAAAACGUAAGACAAAACAUAUAAGUCUGAACAAUGAAUAUAGUGUGUAUAAAAAAGAUAACUAAGACGUGUAAGAAGAUAAGCGGGAGAAGCACAGUGCGUGUUUGUAUAUAUGUUUUGAUUUCUGCCAUACACUCCAAGCGAACGUUGAUUGGUUUGCUAGCGUUGAUAUACAGCAUCUCUCAUCGAUUGAAUCUUGCUAUAAGCCAGUUUGAACGCAACGGUGACAGGAACUGGAAACACAAACUAGUUCACAUUUCGUUCAAUCAAUUUCUCUGCCCUAUUUCCGAUAGUUCAACCACUUUUCUCCUGCUCUACCUAGAGUAUGCUGUAACAGUGUAUUCUAACAAGGCAAAUUUGCUGAUAAAAACAUAAAUGGCAAAUAAUAUCGGCGAACGAUCAGCGUUACGCUGUCGAGUACUAGUUACCAAGCAGAGAGAUAAAAAGAGAGAAAGAGAGAGAGAAAGAGAGAGAGCAAGAGAAAGAGAGAGAGAAAGAGAGAGAAAGAGAGAGAGAAAGAGAGAGAAAGAGAGAGAGAAAGAGAGAGAGAGAGAGAAAGAGAGAGAGAAAGAGAGAGAGAAAGAGAGAGAGAGAGAAAGAGAGAGAGAUAGAGAGAGAGAGAUAGAGAGAGAGAGAUAGAGAGAGAGUGAGAGAGAGAGAGAGUGAGAGAGAGAGAGAGUGAGAGAGAGAGAGAGAAAGAAAGAGAUAGAGAGAACGAGAGGGAACGAGAGAGAGAGAACGAGAGAGAGAGAGAACGAGAGAGAGAGAACGAGAGAGAGAGAGAGAACGAGAGAGAGAGAACGAGAGAGAGAGAACGAGAGAGAGAGAACGAGAGAGAGAGAAAAAGAAAGAGUUUUGCAUUUGAUUUCAAUUUAAACAAUAGUGUAAAACAUAGUGUUCUACUGCAGUAAAGGGGGGAUACACUUUUAGCUCAAGAAAUUACGAGCUACGUACGCCCCCCCCCCUCCCCUCCAGGAGAAGAUUUUUUUUUUUUGUUAAAAAGGGAACCUUUCAUCCUUUUUCAUUAUACAGGGAGAGAGGCAUACAAAGUAAAACCAGAAUUUUAAAUAAAUUGCAAGUAAUCGUUUUCUUACGCCAAAAGUAAAAGCAAAGCUCUAAAACACAUUUUGGGAAAAUAAAAAAGUAGUAAAACAAAAAAGUAAAAAUAAAGAUUGACUGCAGGUGUACAUAGAAAAAAAAAAACAAAACGGCUAUGCAUAUAUGCGGAAACAUGCGUGGAAAAACACGAACGUAGAAAAGAAAGGAAAACUUCACAUAAGAAAACUCAACACGUUUAAUCAUCUUUCUAGAAGGAUUAUUCAAGUAUCGUACGAAAUGCCAUUCCCAAAACUAUAUAUAUAUAUAUACAGUUAAUGACAUAUGAGAAAAAAAACACCGUAACAAUAUAUUAUCUAUGAAUAUACGAAAAUAAAGCAAAUUACAAAAGUAAAGAAAAACAACAACCAACAUUAACAACAAACUGCAUGGUAAAAUUGCACCCUCCUUCCCUCUCUCCCCAGACCUAGUUUUUUAUCUCAUCAUCUUUUUUGCAUGAGUCAGAAUGAAAAUUUGAAUGAUCAGAAUGAUGAAUUUUAAAAAAAAGUAAACUUUAACUGAAAUAUGAUAUCGCAAGCAGAUUUGAGCGUAUUUAACAUAAUCAAAUAUAUAUAUAUAUAUAUACAAUCAGACGACGAGGAAGAAACUAAAAGGGAAGAACAAUACAGCGUAAGCGGAAAAUCAAACCAGGUAGUGUAAAAAAAGGUUAGCAUGAACAGCAUCAGCUCCUUCCCAGUACACUUACAAACACACGCACACACACACACACAAAGCACUCCCAACAAAGUAGACACGCACACCAGAUCACACGAGACGGAUACAUUCAUAUACGUACCAGGAGCGGAUAUAAACCACGUAAGAGGGCUAGUAGUCGUUUAAAGGAAGAGAAAAACAAAAUGGCAUAACAAUUGCAUUAAGACGUUUUAUUACGAUAUAAGUGAGCAAAAGUAAGUUUGAGAAAGUAAUGAUUUAAGCGAAUCCUGUAGUGAUUUAAACCCAUGACAUAGAAUUUUUACAAAAAGAAAAGAAGAAAAAACAGAAACCAACGGAACAGAGGAGGCCAUGUUAGAAGGGUGAGGCGAGGAGAAAGGGAAGGUGUUAAAAAAAAAACAAACAAACAAACACAACACGCCCUUACGCUAGCAGCACAUAAAGUGCGCGACGAUGUGUGGAGCUUUGUUGGGGUCGAUAGAUUUUUUUUUUGUCGAAGUGUGUGUAACAGAACAGACAGGAAUCGAAGUCAAAAUCUAUCGCGCUGUGGGCAGUGGACGACGAUACGGAGUACUGUCGCGUCUGGGAGCUACGGUUUGUGUGAUUGCAGUGAAAACACACACACACACACACACACACACACACACACACACACACAGAAAAUCUUUCAAUUUAAACAAAGCAAAAAGAAAAAUAAAACAACAAAAUCAAGAUAGUCUAACAAUGAUACAAUGCUUAAAAUACUCUUAUAUAGGCAACUACUGGGUUCCUUAGAUAAUCAAUUAUCUUUUUUCUGGCUGUUUUCACGUUUGAUGAAAGCAAAGGAUAGUUCUAUAUAUUUCAUAGCAUUGAGCAAGAUUUUGAAAAUCAGAGGAAGGAAAAAAAAAAUACCGUAAGAAGGCGGUAGUGUGUGCGUCGGUUUAAAUUAUGAACAAAAAACGCACAUUCGUUGUAAGCGGCAACACACAUACACACACAUACACAUGUGGCAAAGCGUAUGACCAUAUGACAUCGAGGCCAUCCUUGUUUUUCCCCAGUCAAGCGAGGGGAAAAAUAAAAAGUUGUAAAAUAAAAAAUUUACUGAAAAAUUCUCAAA
Messenger RNA from Anopheles coluzzii, 10325 nucleotides. RefSeq names its product broad-complex core protein isoforms 1/2/3/4/5 (gene fru). The transcript has 7 exons. Bases 1206 to 3443 code for a protein of 745 amino acids. The record is from RefSeq and is a predicted model, not a curated record. Gene Ontology annotation, biological process: regulation of transcription by RNA polymerase II. Gene Ontology annotation, molecular function: protein binding. Gene Ontology annotation, cellular component: nucleus. Lineage: Eukaryota; Metazoa; Arthropoda; Insecta; Diptera; Culicidae.